AUGACCUCUCCCCAGGGCGAACCUUCCGAUCCCAAUCCACCACGAUUCCCUUCGGGUGAAUUUUCGUUUCUGACAGGGGUCGGAUUCACUCCACAAGGGGUGGCCAUUCCUUGCUUUCUUUCUUCCAUGUCUAAGGAAGAAAAGAUCGAGUGCCAUGAAUUCAUGGAACAGAUAACCGAAAGGUUUUUCCACACCCGCUCUGGGAAGAAACCUCUAUCCUUUGAGUGGUGGAAGCCUGAAGUCAAGAAGAUGGAAACUCUGGACCUGAACGACAUCAUCAACUAUUACGAAGAGGAACUUGCCAAAGUUUCCAAGAGAGCUGCUAUUGCUGAAAAAGAGAUUGAGAAACUGCAAUCUUCCAAUCGGCUCGUGCAGGAGACUACUGGCCUUGACUCGACUCGUCAGGAAGAGAUCGAGCGACUCAAAAAAUCUGACCAGGAGACGAGGAAGAUUUUGAUUGAAACUGAGCAGAGGCUAGAGACUGCUCUUGCUGAUAAUAACCUUGCCAUGAGCGAGAUCGAACUCCUGAGAUCAGAGCUUGAUAGGGUCAAAACAGCUGCUGAGGAGCUCGAGCGCAAAAAUCAGUCUCUUUCCGAACUGAAUGAUCGAGAUGUUUGCAAAUUAUCUCACGAUGCUCGGAAAGAGGUCAAAGGAGCCGGGCAAAAGUUUCUUCUUGCUGUGCAGGAAUUUGUCACUACAGAUAAAGCUUGGAACAAACUCAGCUCCGAACGUGAUGAGAUGAAGAGUAAUCUCGAUCAGAUCAAGGAGAUAGAGGAAGGAUCAGUCAAUUUGGCUGAAGAGAAGGAGACAGUGGGCGCUGAGCUCGCUGAGACUGAAGCUAAGCUAGCUAAUGCUCCCCAGCCAUAUUUGGAUUUGCAGCAGUUUGCUUCCGAGUUCGCUGAUUCCCCUCCAUCGACUGAACCAAAUAUUGGUUUGUCUUUGGAUGAAAUGAUGUUAAUCGGUUCUCAUCGUGCUCAUUUCGAUGAGUUUGGAACCAAUGUUGACAAAAUAUCUUUGGAACGAACUCAGGGGUUCUCUAGUAAGGAUUCCGCCACUUCCUCGAUUAUGGAAGAUGACUCCGAACCGAGGAGCGAAACUCCCCAGGAUGCUAGCUCGCUUAUCCCUGAGGUGGUUUUCGAGACUCAAGAUGCUACCGUCGGGGGUGCUCCUGUCUCAAGCCAAGUAGGAGAUGAAAGCGGUUCGCCUAUGAAUGAAUGA
Messenger RNA from Arabidopsis lyrata subsp. lyrata, 1218 nucleotides. RefSeq lists its product as uncharacterized. The transcript is spliced from 4 exons. The record is from RefSeq and is a predicted model, not a curated record. NCBI's taxonomy places the organism in Eukaryota, Viridiplantae, Streptophyta, Magnoliopsida, Brassicales, Brassicaceae. Bases 1 to 1218 code for a protein of 405 amino acids.